AUGGUGAGCGUUGAAGAGAUCCGAAGAGCUCAGAGGGCGGAGGGACCGGCCACCAUACUUGCCAUCGGCACGGCCACGCCUUGCAACUGUGUCGACCAGAGCACUUACCCCGACUACUAUUUCCGGAUCACUAAUAGCGAGCACAUGACGGAGCUCAAGGAGAAAUUUAAGCGCAUGUGCGAGAAGUCGAUGAUCAAGAAGCGGUACAUGUAUCUGACGGAGGAGAUCCUGAAGAAGCACCCGGAGAUGUGCGAGUACAUGGCGCCAUCCCUGGACGCCCGGCAGGACAUGGUGGUGGCUGAGGUCCCCAAGCUGGGCAAAGAGGCCGCCCAGAAGGCCAUCAAGGAGUGGGGCCAGCCCAAGUCCAAGAUCACCCACCUUGUCUUCUGCACCACCAGUGGCGUCGACAUGCCCGGUGCCGACUACCAGCUCACCAAGCUCCUCGGCCUCCGCCCCUCCGUGCGCCGCCUCAUGAUGUACCAGCAGGGCUGCUUCGCCGGGGGCACUGUCCUCCGCCUCGCCAAGGACCUCGCAGAGAACAACGCCGGCGCUCGCGUCCUCGUCGUCUGCUCCGAGAUCACCGCAGUCACUUUCCGGGGCCCUUCCGACUCCCACCUCGACAGCCUCGUCGGCCAGGCGCUCUUCGGGGACGGCGCCGCGGCCCUCGUCGUUGGGGCGGACCCUGUGGUGAGCGUGGAGCGUCCCCUCUUCCAGCUGGUCUCGGCAGCGCAGACGCUUCUUCCCGACAGCCACGGCGCCAUCGACGGACACCUGCGGGAGGUGGGCCUUACGUUCCACCUUCUGAAGGACGUCCCCGGCCUCAUCUCAAAUAACAUCCACAAGAUCCUCAAGGAGGCGUUUGAACCCCUCGGGAUCUCCGACUGGAACUCAAUCUUCUGGAUUGCCCACCCGGGGGGCCCGGCCAUACUUGACCAGGUGGAGGAGAAGCUUGGGCUCAAGCCAGAGAAGCUGAAGGCCACGAGGCACGUGCUGGGGGAGUACGGGAACAUGUCCAGCGCCUGCGUGCACUUCAUACUGGACGAGAUGAGGAAGGCGUCUGCCAAGGAGGGGAUGGGGUCCACGGGGGAGGGGCUCGACUGGGGGGUGCUAUUCGGGUUCGGGCCGGGUCUCACCGUGGAGACCCUGGUCCUGCACAGCGUCCCCAUCAAUUGA
This is a messenger RNA of Striga hermonthica, 1173 nucleotides long. The record is from the annotation of a GenBank genome assembly. NCBI's taxonomy places the organism in Eukaryota, Viridiplantae, Streptophyta, Magnoliopsida, Lamiales, Orobanchaceae.